This is a messenger RNA of Exophiala oligosperma, 2738 nucleotides long. RefSeq lists its product as uncharacterized. The record is from RefSeq and is a predicted model, not a curated record. NCBI's taxonomy places the organism in Eukaryota, Fungi, Ascomycota, Eurotiomycetes, Chaetothyriales, Herpotrichiellaceae. Gene Ontology annotation, cellular component: trans-Golgi network. The coding region runs from base 1218 to 1787 and encodes 189 amino acids. The transcript is spliced from 2 exons.
UUGGUUGUCUACUACAGUCCAUCCCACGGCCUUGUCCCGACUUUCCGUUUCGUCAAUCUCUGACAAGGCCCUCGACUAUCCCUUCCCUCUCCUAGCCAUCAUCACCGUCAUCAUCCAUUCGCCACUCUUCCACUCGGUCUCCAUCCACUACUGGUCCCGUGGCACACGCACGGCCUCGCCUCCCGUUCGUUCACACUGCGAGCAAAACCACGUUUCCCAGCACCGUCAUAUCCCUCCUCUAGGGCGUCCUUCUCCCCAACAGCCUUGCGCCACUUGCCACCCAUCGUCAUCGCUCCGGUAAGAUCCAGCAAAAGAGGUUACAAGGGCGCAGGGACUUUGGACUCAAAAAAAGUAACAAGACACUUCGACAAUCGUUUGGCCAUUGUUUGUUCAAAGACAAUCCGCAGCGUGAAACAAUUGCUUCUUCCUCCGACUCCUUCUCGUGUGAAACCCACAACAGAGCGGCAACAUUGUUCCAUUUUGACUGCUCCUUGCCCACAAGUCAAGGCCUCCGUUGUUGCCGAUCAAGCCCCCUCUCUCUGAACGACGUAACCCGCCCGUGGCACAAGCGAGGCAGAAGUCCCCACCAAAAGACCCCCCAGGACUGCGCCAACUACUGCCAACGAGGCAAGCUAUGGGCCUGCUUGGUUACCUUUCCUGGGUACCGCGGCAAGCAGAACCAAAACUCGACGCCGCCAAUCCUACUUGCUUGGGCUUUGAUCAUCACAACCCAAGGCAAAAUCUAAGUUAAUCAUCCACUCGACUGACGCUGUUUCUCGCACACGAACCUCUCACACACCGACAGCCUCUGACCCUGUUCGCCCGGAAACCCAAAAUUCCUUCCCCUACUCCAUCCUCUCCCCCCGAGUACUCAUACUGCUCCCGUCCCGCCAAGCAGCUACCUCGACACCCUAGGACAGUGCAUUGCCGGAUACUUGUUCUCACACACCUUGCCAUUCCUCUUUCCUCUUCUGCAAGCCACCGCUAUACCUCCAACAACCGCUUGUCUGGCCCAUACCGAUUCAACGGGGUCAGCCUCGUUGAAUGUCUGGACAACUCCCCUCGACCGCCCUCAAGUAGUAGUCAGUGCACCCUCUGCGCGAAAGAAAAAAGGACAGGCCAAUGCGUCCUUCGACACCUCCCGGAAUUAGGUCGACCAGAGCUGUAAUAACAAGCCGGGCGAUUCCAAGAUCCCGUACUGAAAGUGUCGACACCAAAUGCACAGAGGUCCAUCAUCGCCCCAGACUACGGGUUUCUUUCCUCGACCUUUCUCUAUGACUGGGUCGCAUCCUACAGAAAUCCCCGUCCGACCUUCGAUAUCACCGUCGAUAUCAAGCGGCUCCUCCUCUUCUUCCUCUUCCGACUCUGACUGUUCGAGUCACCACCCAACCUCUUCUCGGCCGGGGUCCAGACGUUCACGUAUGGACAGACCUCGACUGGGUGACAGACAACGAUCCAACACGAUCAUAGUACCCAAAGGGCGAGACGUGGUCCAAAAGGAAAAGCCGCAAUACCCACCAGACGACGCUAGAGCCAUGAGUCCGCGAAGGAACAGCGAAGACAUUGAAAGACUGGAGCGAGGUGUUCGCGAGAGCCUCAAAGAACAAGCUCGAAGUCUUCAGUCUUCACUAGCCGCAUUGGCCGAAAAAAUAGACGAGGUCAAGAGUGAUCACGACAAACUGGAAAACGAGAAUCGCUUUCUGCAAGAUUACAUUGGUGGUCUCACGAGGACCAUGUCGAGAGACAAUCUGGGCAGAAGUGGCAGCGUGAGAAAAGGCAAACGAUGAACGACUUUUACGACUCCCGCAUAUCCCCUCCCUUUCGUGGUCGCCGCCGACGACCAUCUGUUACAGCAUCGCGGUUUGGAACGCACAGUUAAUAUGAUCCCAGAUCCGCGUUACCCUCAGGAAUACGUGCGAGGGCAAAAAGAAUCUGGGAUGGAGAGUUUUGUUUCGCCAUCAUUCGUUCAGAGUUACAUUUUUAUGAUACCCACGCCUUCGACACUGGCUGCGCACAGGAAACGAGGUCACUUUAUUUGGACAAAGCCUCCUGGAUACUUAUCGUCGUCGGCAAGUUUCAUUCGACGAGACAUUAUCCGCGACCGUUUUGGAUUUUUUCUUUCUCUUUUAUACAGGUUUCCAUCGUCCUUGAGACCGGUUUGUGCUCAUCAUGGUUGCCGGAAGGGGAGAGCCUUCGUGGUAUGAUCUCAAGGAGCUGCAUACUUCUGUACAAUAUAGGGCGGGGGAGCAUAUCAUGGCGUUUUUAUGUUGCAAGGGUUCUGAUGGGGGCAAUGCAAGAGGUCACUCACGGUUUGCCAAAUCCCUUGUUUUUGGAUCCGAGUGUACAUUGCUGAAAAAGACCGGGGUUUGUUUUUUACAAUGGAAAGAAGGGUUAAUGAUGACAGUACACAGCUGGCCGGUCAGCUAUGACGACCAAUCAUGUGGCAUCUAGCUGAUGCUUUUUUUAUGACACAAAGCUUCGAUAGCUACAAACAAAAAGACAGGAACCAGGGGAAGGAGAGAGAGGGAGAGAGAAAGGCACUGACCAAGUGUAGUGUUCUUUUGGGGUCGUCGUUGGUCUUCCCUACCUACCCUUCCUUGCGAGGGGGGUUAGUUUGGUAUAUGUUGCCGAUGUACCUAGGUAUCGAGUUCCUCUGGUCCUUUGGCUUGGUGAGGUUUUAUGAUGCCCAAAGCUUCACACCUUGCCUGCAAUGAAAAUUGCACUUAUUACAUUUUACA